AUGCAAUUAUUUCAUUUUGCUCUUUACUUAUAUGACCCGUCUUCACGUCUACAGCGCGCAUCCCAGCACCUCUCACAUUCGAUUCGUUUCUUGGCAUCCAUUGUCCACGAAGAUCUUCUAACUUUUGCGUGUGGCUUCAGCUGCUAUGUACCGUGCCAGGACCAGCAUCGGGUGGUUAUAAAAUGGCCCGGUGCACCUACCGACUAUAUCCAUGCAAACUAUGUUGGAACGCCAGUAUCUGAGAAGCGAUUCAUCUGCACACAGGGGCCUCUGGAUAACACGGUUACCGAGUUCUGGAUGAUGGUUCUACAAGAGGAAUCAGAAACUAUUAUUAUGUUAUGCAAUUGUGUAGAAACGAUGCGAGCAAUGUCUCCUGAUGAACCAAGUAUUUCUGUUAGUAUACUCGUAAUAAAAUUUUCUAAACCCGAUGGCACUAAUGAAUCUCGGGAAGUCCGACAUUACCAGUGGCUAGACUGGCCUGAUCGAGGAGUGCCACCAUGUCGUCUCACUAGCAUGCUUCAGGAACUUCUUUCACGUAUACGAGGAACUAAAAAACCGAUAAUUGUACACUGUUCAGCUGGUAUUGGCCGAACUGGAACAAUUGUUGCGAUUGAGUAUAUCUUAGGUGCAUUACCAUUCGAUUUUCGACUUAGUCUUCAUUACAAAUACAUACUUAUUAGGAUACUUGGGCGCCCGUCUUCACUGGUUGUGCUGGCGAUUACAAAUAAGUAUACUCAAAACGAAAAAACAAAGGUCACAAAGCGUUUAAAUCUAAAAUCGUUUCAGAACGGAUGCAAGCCGGUGUUGAAUGCGCAACAAUGUGUGAUUUAUUGA
Angiostrongylus costaricensis is the source of this 834-nucleotide messenger RNA. The record is from the annotation of a GenBank genome assembly. Lineage: Eukaryota; Metazoa; Nematoda; Chromadorea; Rhabditida; Metastrongylidae.